This is a messenger RNA of Symbiodinium pilosum, 1071 nucleotides long. Lineage: Eukaryota; Dinophyceae; Suessiales; Symbiodiniaceae. The record is from the annotation of a GenBank genome assembly.
AUGUCCGACGCGGAGCAAUUUGAGCCGCCUGCCAAGAAAUCACGAGUGGAUGCAGCAGAGGAAGCGUUUAGAAAGGCGGAACAAGAUCUCGUCCGCAGCGCGAGCGAGAACCCCAACUCCAAUUUGGUGCCUGUCUCGCAACAGGUUGUAGACAGAGCAUGGGAGACCCUGCAAUAUGAGCGAGAACAGGCAAAGCAGUCCGAGGUUCUCACAGCAGGCAAGGCAUGUCAACAGAUUGAGCAAGGCAUCGCAGAGGGCAAGAUUGCUUCGCCAAAGCCAUCAGAUACCCCAAAGAUUGUCGAAGACUCCCGCACGAAUGCAAUCGAAAUCAUGCAGAACUACAUCCGCGAUUCCACCAAGGGUGAGAACAGAAACACCGCCGAUAACAAGUUUCCGAUCCUCGGCACGUCGGGCAUGAAGGGCAUCGGCAAAACGACGAUGCUCAAAUACGGACUCGCCAAGGUGUUGCCAGACCUGAAGAUGCCGGCGAAGGGCGCAUACCUCACCUUCAACGGUGGGAGUGCGGAAAGUGCAAACGUGUUUUGGAAAUCGCAGACACUGCAAAACACUGCUCUUGAUAGCGUUGGGCACGUUCUCAUGGCAAACCUGAAGGUGGAAGCCCAUCAGUAUUCCCUUCUGGACUUUGAGCAAUGCCUGAACCUCUUUCGCAAGGCGCUCGACGUGGCUGAGGGGGAGUCGUUGGUGCUCUUCAUCGACGAGAUCGGCGAGUUGAAGAAGCAGGCUGACGAUGUUUUGAAAGCCUUGAUGUCUGCAGCAGAUGCUCGUGGAGGCAAGUUGGUUUUCGUCUUUGCCCACAUCAGUCAGCAGUUUUUGAACGACGCGGCAACUGGAAGCGGUCGGAAAGUCAUUUCAUUGCCGCUCGAGGCUUUGCCCAUCGACACUUGGAAGCAGAAGGAGGACUGGAAGAAGGCGGCUCAAAAGCAUGCAGGCAUUCACCAACUCCUUCUUCAAUGUUGUGGUCAUCCAAGGUCAUUGUAUGACGGUCUCGAGGAAGCGAAGAAGCAGAACCACACCUUGCUCUUAUCUCCGACAGAAGAAGCACUGAUUGAC